AUGAGCGACGAGAAGAGCGACCAGACCCUUGCGUCGCUCGCUGUGGGCUUCACGCUUGGCUUUGGCCUGCUGACAGUAUGGGAGGCUGUCAAGCAGACCAGGCGAAGCAAGAACCCGCGGCGGAGCUCGUAUGUUUACAUGAUCUGGGUGGAAGUUGCUUCCAAUGUCGGCAUCUUGAUUCUGGCGAAUCUGCUAUUCCACGGGGUCGUCGCACCCAGCGUUACCAUGUUGUUCUUCAUCCUAGUCUGCUGGGUCUUCGAAGUACAGAUCCUAAUGCAGAUUAUCAUCAACCGGAUAGCCAUCAUUUGCGAGACCCAGGACAUUGUCACGAAGCUCAAAUGGGGGACAGCUAUUGUCAUGACCUCAAUCAACAUUGCUGUCUUCUGCAUCUUUAUUCCCGCACAUCAAAUUCCUCCUGUGAGCAAUACAUACGUCGAGAUAAAUAAAUACUGGGACAGGAUAUCGAAGGUCAUCAUCUGCCUCAUUGAUGCAGGUCUCAACUAUUACUUCCUGAGAAUCGUGAAGCAGCGUCUACUGGAUCAGUAUGGUUUGAUGAAAUACGCUCCACUGGUCACAUUCAAUGCCAGAUUGAUGUUCAUCUCUGUUGCUUUGGAUGUCCUCCUCAUCGGUCUGAUGAGUCUUCCCAACCAGUCAGUCUUCAUGCUCUUCCACCCGCUAGUGUACACGGCAAAGCUCAACAUUGAAAUGACGAUGGCCAGUCUUAUUGUGAAACUGGCACAGAACGACCGGAGCGACGCCUACUUUGCAAACUCGCAUUCACACAGCACCCCACACCACCGAAACUCCCAACUCCGAGGGCGAACCCAGAACGAGCGAGAGGUCGCGCUGAAGACCUUCACCGAAUCGAGAGUCCGCGCCUCAUUUUCCAACGGGAGCGACGAGGCCCAGGCGCCCUUCCCAAACGGCGGCAUACAGAGGACGAGAGAAUUCCAGAUCACGGUGCACCACAGCAAUUCGGGCAGCAUCGACGAGACCAAGGAAUACCCGACUGGGGAUCACGACGAGGCAUGGUUGACGCGGAAUCCAGGACACCCGAGGGACGCGCCCAGCGACAAGUCGACGGGCACGAGGGACUAG
This is a messenger RNA of Diaporthe batatas, 1098 nucleotides long. RefSeq lists its product as uncharacterized. Bases 1 to 1098 code for a protein of 365 amino acids. The transcript has 5 exons. The record is from RefSeq and is a predicted model, not a curated record. Lineage: Eukaryota; Fungi; Ascomycota; Sordariomycetes; Diaporthales; Diaporthaceae.